Molecule: messenger RNA, 2018 nt
Organism: Ailuropoda melanoleuca (giant panda)
Lineage: Eukaryota; Metazoa; Chordata; Mammalia; Carnivora; Ursidae
Product: mitochondrial import receptor subunit TOM7 homolog
Exons: 1
Coding region: 1-168 (55 amino acids)
Biological process (GO): protein import into mitochondrial matrix
Cellular component (GO): mitochondrial outer membrane translocase complex
Source: RefSeq, a predicted model, not a curated record
AUGGUGAAGCUGAGCAAAGAGGCCAGGCAGAGGCUGCAGCAGCUUUUCAGGGGUGGCCAGUUUGCCACCCACUGGAGCCUUGUUCCUGUCAUGAUUUACCUGGGAUUUAAGAGGGGUGCAGAUCCUGGAAUGUCUGAACCAACCAUUUUUAGUUUACUUAGGGGAUAAAGAACUAUUUGGUCAUCUGGAUUUGGAAGCAGUUAAUGGACAGGAACAACAUGGAAGGUGUGUGCGGUGGCUGGGAUAAAAGAUGGGGGGUCCUUCAGAUGCUCCCCAGUUGAAUGGUACAGGGCUCUUCACAGGUGCUUCAGUGUCAGAGUGGGAUCUCUGUUGACUUAUGAUAGAUUGUAUCAAAAUGAAUGUUAAAAACAAAAACAGAACACCUGCCAGACUCUAUUCCUGAGUGGCUGUACUGUUUAAUAUUCCCGCCAGCAAUGUAUGAGAAAUCCAGUUUCUCUGCAUCCUCACCAAAAUUUGAUAUUGUCACUAUUAUUUUCAUUGUUUUUACAGUUGUGUAAUAGUCUUAUUAUUGAAUUUGGUUGAAUUUACAUUUCCCUAAUAGCUUAUGGUGGUGAACAAAUGAAAUACCUCUUUGCUUAACGUGUUCAUGUCUUUUGCCCAUAUUCUAAUUGGACUGUCUUUUGUUGAGUUUUGAGAGUUCUUUAUUUAUCUGACAUGAGUCAUUUCUCACAUAUGUGACUUGCAAAUUAAGCAUUUAAUUUCUGGUGAAAUCUAAUUUAUCACUUUUUCUCUUUUAUGGAUUGCUUUCAGUGUCAUGUCUAAGAUCUCUUCACCUAGCUCCAAGUUCUAGUGAAGAUUUUUACUUGUUUUAAAGUUUUCCAGUUUUAUGUUUUGCCUUUAAAUCUAUGAUCUAUUUUGAGUUCAUUUUUGUAUUGUGACUUAAGAUUCUUUUUAAUUUUUUUAAUGGAUGUCCAACUACUCCAGUAUUAUUUACUGAAACGCCUGUCCUUCACUGAAUGCUCAAAAAUUAGCCGGCCAUCGUUGUGUGGGUCUGUUUCCGGGAUCUUUCUUCUGUCCCAUUGAUCUACUUGUCUGUCCCUCUGCCAUGUUGUCUUAAUGCAGAUCUGCAGCAACUCUUGAAAUCAGGUAUGGUGAGUCUGCUCACUUUAUUCUUGCUUUUCAAAGUUAUCUUAGCUACCUGUUUCUUUUCCUUUUCAUUUAAAUUUUGAAAAAUGUCAUCUCAAAAAAAAAAAACUUUGCCAGAAUUUUGAUAGGAAUUGCAUUAAACCCAUAGAUCAAAAUGGGAAGUAAUCUCAUCUUUACCUGUUGCUGAGUCUUCUAAUCCUAGAACAUGACAUGUUUCUCCUUUUAUGCAGGUCUUUGAUUUCUUUAAUCCAGUGUUUAUUAAUUUUCAACACACAAAUCUCAUAAUGUUUUGUUAGGUUUUUCAGUGAUUAUAUAGUUUUACAUUUUGAUUUUCAUUUGUUCAUUGCUACUAUAUAGAAUACAAUUUUUGUAUAUUCAUCUUGUAACCUAUGACCUGAUGAACUCAUUUAGUUCUAGGUUUUUUUGUAGAUUCCUUGGGAUUUUCAAAAUCUCCAUGGGAUUUUGAUAAUUCUAUAGGUUAUCAAAUUAACAAAUAGGGACAAUUUUCUUUUCAGUCUAUACAUUUAAUUUUAUUUCCUUUUUCUUGCCUCAUCUUAUUGUGCUGACUAGGAUUUCCAGUAUGUUGAAUAGGAGUGUUGAGAGUGGAUAUCCUUGCCUUGUUCUGAUCUCAAGGGCGAAGCACCUAGUCUUUUACACCAUUGUAUAUGUUAGCUGUUGGGUUUUUUGUAGAUGUUAUUUACCAAGUUGAGGAAGUUACCCUCUUAUUUCUAGCUUGCUGAGAGUUUUUAUCAUGAAUAAAUGUUCAAUUUUGGCAAGUUUUUUUCAUCAAUUGAUAAGAUCAUGUCUUCUUUCCCAUAGGUUUAUUUAUUUAUUUAUUUAUUUAAAAGAUUUUAUUUAUUUAUUUGACAGAGAGAGACAGCCAGCGAGAGAGGGAACACAAGCAGGGGGAG